This is a messenger RNA of Labrus mixtus (cuckoo wrasse), 2610 nucleotides long. It is a transcript of the gene mpx, whose product is annotated as myeloid-specific peroxidase. Gene Ontology annotation, molecular function: peroxidase activity; heme binding. Lineage: Eukaryota; Metazoa; Chordata; Actinopteri; Labriformes; Labridae. Bases 162 to 2459 code for a protein of 765 amino acids. The transcript is spliced from 16 exons. Gene Ontology annotation, biological process: response to oxidative stress. The record is from RefSeq and is a predicted model, not a curated record.
CUGCUCUUUACUGACAGUAGCUUCACCUGGACAACCCCGGGGGCGAGGCCUCAGGGCCUCACACUGAAUAUAAGGACGUGACAUUGUGAGACAAAACACCUGUGGCUGCAGAUCUCCAAGAGCAUCUCAAAUCUUGAAAUCAACCUUCUUCACACACAGAGAUGCUUCUCUCUGUUCUUUUUCUGCUGGGCUUGUGCCUGGUGCCUGCUCACUCCAAACCAUCAGGACAAUAUUUCGGCAGUCCUCUCCUUCAGCAGAGUUUUGAGGAUGCUAAGAAACUAGUGGAUCAUGCUUACAAGUACUCCAGAGAAGAGAGUCUGAGAAGAGUUCGCAAGGCAGUGGUGCGCCCUCACGAUGCUCUCCGUCUCCUCAAGCAGCCUCGCGCUAACACUCGCAUAGCUGUGAGAUCUGCAGACUAUAUGGCACAAACCCUCCGUCUGCUGCAAGAGCGGACACAUCACAUUCACAAACGCUCCCUCAAUGCAACAGAUUUACUCACUGAAGAAGACCUGAGACGCCUUUCUGAAAUAACUGGGUGUGCAGCUCGAGUCACUCUUCCAGAAUGUCUCACCACACCAAACCUCAACAAGUACCGCACAGCCAGCAGUAUCUGCAACAACCUAAAUAACCCUCGUUUCGGAGCCUCCAACACACAAUUUACUCGGUGGCUACCUGCUGAGUAUGAUGACGGCAUAGCUGAACCGAAAGGCUGGAACGUAAACCGAACUUUCAACAACUUCAUGCUCCCACUGGUGCGUCAAGUGUCAAACAACAUCCUAAGCACAUCGGAUGCAGGCGUGGUGAACGAUUCAGAUUUCACUCACAUGGUGACCUUGUUUGGGCAGUGGAAUGACCACGAUCUCACCUUCACGCCCUUCUCCCCUAGCAUCGUCUCUUUCAGCAGCGGGAUAGACUGUGAGGAGAGUUGCGAGAAAACUGAGCCAUGCAUCCCCAUUCCGAUCCCUCCUGGUGACCCCCGCCUGCCUAGCGGUCCAGACAGCUGCAUCCCUUCAUUCAGAUCUGCCCCAGUUUGUGGAACCGGAUUUUCGGCCUACAACUUUGGUGGAGAACCUGCAAAGAGGGAGCAGAUCAAUGCCCUGACAGCCUUCCUGGAUCUCAGUCAGGUGUACGGCUCUGAGGAGAAUCUUGCAUUAAAUCUUCGCAACCUCAGCAGUGGUGACGGUCUGCUGCGGGUGAACACGGAGUUCAGAGAUAACGGCCGGGAGCUGCUGCCCUUCCACACUCUACAGGAGAACAUGUGCGCCACUCGUAGAAACGUCACCAACAACGCCAACGCCAGAGAGGUGCCCUGUUUCCUUGCAGGUGACGUCCGCGUUGAUGAGAACAUCGCUCUGACUUCUAUUCACACGCUGUUCAUGCGGGAGCAUAACCGCCUGGCUCGUCAGCUAAAGCGUUUGAACCCACAGUGGGACAGUGAGACCCUCUACCAAGAGACCCGCAAGAUUAUGGGUGCCUACACACAGGUGUUUGUGUUCAGGGACUACCUGCCACACAUUGUGGGCGACAGAGCAAUGGCCACAAAGCUCGGCCGCUACCCCGGCUACAAUCCCAAUGUUGACCCCAGCAUCGCCAACGUCUUUGCAACAGCCGCUUACCGCUUUGCCCACUUGGCCAUCCAGCCAGUCCUGUCUCGUCUUGAUGCAAACUACAGGGAGAACUCUCAGUUCCGCAGUGUUCCUCUGUUCCGGGCCUUCUUCGCCCCCUGGAGAAUCGUCUUUGAGGGUGGCAUUGACCCUCUGCUCCGUGGUUUGGUUGGACGCCCUGCUAAACUAAACACUCAGGAUCACAUGUUGGUCGACGCUCUGAGGGAGAGGCUGUUCCAGUUUGUGCAGCAUCUGGCUCUGGACCUGGGUUCUCUCAACAUGGAGAGGGGACGUGACCAUGGCUUGCCUGGCUACAACUCGUGGCGAAAGUUCUGUGGCCUGUCAGCGCCCACAAACCAGGCACAACUUGCUCAGGUUCUGAACAACACUGACCUGGCCAGGAGGCUGCUGGAGCUCUAUGGUACACCUGAAAACAUUGAUAUCUGGCUGGGAGGUGUGGCAGAGCCAUUUGUGGCCGGUGGUCGUGUUGGACCUUUGUUUGCCUGCCUCAUUGCAGAACAGUUCAAGAAGAUCCGCCAAGGUGACAGACUUUGGUACGAGAACCCAGGUGUCUUCACACAGAGACAGAAAGCUGCUCUGUCCAGAGCUUCAUUAUCAAAGAUCAUUUGUGACAACACUGGAAUCACAACGAUCCCCACUGACCCGUUCAAGGUGGAAUCACGCAGGAACCGACGUGUUAACUGCGCAGCCAUUCCGAAUCUGAACCUGACGGCCUGGAGAGAGCGUUGCACAGACGCUGAUGGUGGCUGUAAUGAAGUCAAUACAACAGAGAAUGUGAGCGAGGACCAAGAGACCCUGGACCAAGAGGGCCCCGAGGACAACGAGGUCCAGUAGGACCCCCUGGCCCCAGAGGCCCCCCAGGACCGAUAGCACUCAACAUUAAUGCUUCACAGCCACAAUCUGCUUUCUCCGUCCUCCUGGGCAAGUACAGCUCAACUUCAGAGAAAAUCAUUCACUUCCGUCGCAUCAUCUACAAUGAACAGAA